Molecule: messenger RNA, 10660 nt
Organism: Lethenteron reissneri (Far Eastern brook lamprey)
Lineage: Eukaryota; Metazoa; Chordata; Hyperoartia; Petromyzontiformes; Petromyzontidae
Product: neurobeachin-like
Biological process (GO): intracellular protein localization
Cellular component (GO): membrane; cytosol
Molecular function (GO): protein kinase binding
Source: RefSeq, a predicted model, not a curated record
GCCUCCUCUCCUGCUGCUCUGAAGGCCGGGAGGGCUGCACCUGCACCUCCCACACCACCCCUCCUCCACCAUCCCACCCCCACUACCCAUCAACAUCAUCACCACCACUGCUACCACCAGCAUCAGCAGCAGAAGCACCACCACCACCGCCCAUCCUUCCCUCCCUCCACUCUGCCCUAACGGGCAAAUCCGGCCGGAUCGGCCCCGAGUUACACCCACCGUGCCACACCUCCCAGCCGACCCUGGCAUCUACCUGCCAACCGACCUGCCUACCCACCUGCUUUGCCUGCCAACUACCAUUCAAGCCGCAGCGUGGAGGCCUGGAUUAGAGAUCCAGAGAGAGAGAGGAGGGGAGAGAGAGUGCGAGGGAGGGUGGUCUGACUCUCGCAAGGAGCCCUACACGAGACGCGCGGACAUCGCACAGCUCGUAGCCUGGAGACGACGGUGACGCGAGGCUGCGCGCAACCAAAAGGAGGAGAGCGAGCAGCAGGAGAAGAAUUUGAAGAAGGACACAGACGGACAGACAGAGAGACUCAAGAGAGACACGGAGGGAGGCUGGGGGAGAGACACCAAGGCAUGGCGGCGGCCGAGGCUGCCGCUGCUGCCGCCGCCGCUGGCGGCCUCGCGCCGGCGCUGCCGCUGCGCAACAUGCGGAUGAAAUUCGGUGUCCUCAUUGGGCUUAUCCAGGUUGGAGAGGUGUCCACCCGCGACAUCGUGGAGACCGUGCUCAACCUGCUCGUCGGCGGAGAGUUUGACCUGGAGAUCAACUUCAUCAUCCAGGACGUGGAGGGCGUGGGCUGCAUGGUGGAGCUGCUGGAGCACUGCGAUGCCACGUGCCAGGCCGAGAUCUGGAGCAUGUUCACCGCCAUCCUCCGGAAGAGCGUGCGCAACCUGCAGGCGUGCACCGAGGUGGGCCUCAUCGAGCUGGUGCUGCGCCGACUCGCCUCCACCGACGACAUGAUCGCAGACCUGCUGGUGGACAUGCUGGGCGUGCUGGCGAGCUACAGCAUCACCGUGCGGGAGCUGAAGCUGCUCUUCAGCAUGCUGCACGGGCACGACGGAGUCUGGCCGCGCCACGCCAUCAAGCUGCUCACGGUGCUCACGCAGAUGACGCAACGUCAGGGCCCGGAUACCUUCUUCAACUUCCCCGGCCGCAGCGCUGCCGCGAUCGCCCUGCCACCCAUUGCCAAGUGGCCCUACCAGAAUGGCUUCACCUUCAAUACGUGGUUUCGCAUGGACCCGCUCAACAACAUCAACGUGGACAAAGACAAGCCUUACCUGUACUGCUUCAGGACAAGUAAGGGCGUGGGUUACUCGGCCCACUUCGUCGGGAACUGCCUCAUCGUCACAUCGCUCAAAUCCAAAGGGAAGGGCUUCCAGCACUGUGUCAAGUAUGACUUCCAGCCCAGAAAGAGGUUUAAAGCUGCCGGUGCUGCAACUGAAAAUUUGUGGUACAUGGUAACCAUCGUUCACGUGUACAACCGCUGGCGGAACAGCGAGAUCCGCUGCUACGUCAAUGGGCAGCUCGUCUCCUACGGAGACAUGGCUUGGCACGUCAACGCCAACGACACCUUCGACAAAUGCUUCCUGGGAUCAUCAGAGACGGCCGAUGCGAACCGGGUCUUCUGCGGGCAGCUGGGCGCUGUGUUUGUGUUCAGCGAGGCGCUCAACCCAGCACAGAUAUUUGCCAUCCACCAGCUGGGGCCCGGGUACAAGAGCACUUUCAAGUUCAAAUCCGAGAGCGACAUCCUGCUGGCUGAGCAUCACAAGCAGGUGCUGUACGACGGCAAGCUGGCCAGCAGCAUCGUGUUCACCUACAACCCCACGGCCACCGACGCACAGCUCUGCCUGGAGUCAUCCCCUCGGGACAACGCCUCCAUCUUCGUGCACUCCCCCCACGCGCUCAUGCUGCAGGAUGUCAAGGCCAUCAUCACCUACUCGAUCCACAGCGCCAUCCACUCCAUUGGCGGAGUACAGGUCCUCUUCCCACUCUUCGCUCAGCUCGACUACCGGCAGCACAGCGAGGAGCACACGGACACCACAGUCUGCGGUACCCUGCUGGCAUUUCUGCUGGACCUGCUCAAGAGCUCUGUGGCCAUGCAAGAACAGAUGCUGGCCAGCAAAGGCUUCUUGGUCAUCGGAUACCUGCUUGAGAAGUCCUCAAGGGCCCACGUGUCGCGCGCAGUGCUCGAGCACUUCCUGUCGUUCGCCAAGUACCUGGACGCGCUGCCCCACGGCGCCCCCAUGCUCAAGCAGCUGUGCGACCACGUGCUCUUCAACCCCGCCAUCUGGAUACACACGCCGGCUAAGGUGCAGCUGUCCCUGUACACGUACCUGUCAACGGAGUUCAUCGGCACGGCCACCAUCUACAGCACCAUCCGCCGAGUGAGCACCGUGCUGCAGCUCAUGCACACCCUCAAGUACUACUACUGGGUGGUCAACCCCACCGACCGCAGUGGCAUCCAGCCCAAGGGCCUCGACGGUCCUCGGCCUACCCAGAAGGAGGUGGUGUCACUCCGAGCCUUCAUGCUGCUGUUCCUGAAGCAACUCAUUCUCAAGGAUCGGGGAGUCAAGGACGACGAACUACAAAGCAUUCUCAACUACCUGCUCACCAUGCACGAGACAAGCAGAAAGAGCUGCAAGGAUGAAAACCUGCACGAUGUCCUGCAGCUUCUGGUUGCCCUCAUGUCGGAGCACCCUGCCUCCAUGAUCCCAGCCUUCGACCAGCGCAACGGCAUCCGGGUUGUGUACAAGCUGCUGGCCUCCAAAAGUGAGAGCAUCCGCGUUCAGGCCCUCAAGGUCCUGGGCUACUUCCUCAAGCACCUGGCCCACAAGCGCAAAGUUGAAAUCAUGCACACGCACAGCCUGUUUGCACUGCUGGGGGAGAGACUGAUGCUCAACACGAACACGCUCUCCAUGACCACCUACAACACCCUCUUCGAGAUCCUCACAGAGCAGGUGUGCACCCAGGUGGUUCACAAGCAGCACCCGGAACCCGACUCGUCUGUCAAGAUUCAAAAUCCGAUGAUCCUGAAGGUGGUGGCCACGCUGCUGAAGAGCUCGGCGCCCAGUGCAGAGCUUAUGGAGGUGCGGCAGGCGUUCCUCUCCGACAUGAUCAAGCUGUUCAACAAUAGCCGAGAGAACCGCCGGUGCCUGCUGCAGUGCUCCGUGUGGCAGGACUGGAUGUUCUCGCUCGGCUAUAUCAACCCGCGCAGCAGCGAGGAGCAGAAGGUUACGGAAAUGGUGUACUCCAUCUUUCGCAUCCUCCUCUACCACGCCAUCAAGUACGAGUGGGGUGGCUGGCGCGUCUGGGUCGACACGCUAUCAAUUGCCCACUCCAAGGUGACCUACGAGGCGCACCGCGAGUACCUGGCCAAGAUGUACGAGGAGUACCAGCGGCAGGAGGAGGAGAACAUCAAGCGCGGCAACAAGGGCACGGUGAGCACCAUCUCGGGCCUGUCGGCCGCCCAGCUGCGCAGCGCGCUCGACGGCCCGCAGCUGCGCGAGCUGGAGGAAGGGGCCGACGCGCGCGCGCACAGCCCCUCGGACGGCGAGGUCGACCUCCGGCCACCCCCCGUCGAGGUGCACAACUUCCUGGCGGAGAGCGAGACGGCCUCGGUGGGGGCGGCCAUCGUGGCCGUGGGUGUGGCCCAGAGCCGAGGGGCGGUGCAGGCCGUGAGCAGCGGCACGCAGGAGCUGCAGGACCUGCUCGGGGGCGGGGAUGACCUGCGUGCCGAGAAGGUGGAGGCCACGGAGGUGAAGAUGGAUGAGGCGGAUCUGACGCCAGAGACGCCCAUGGCCGGCAUCCUCCUGCCCAAUUCGAUGCUCAACGACAUCGACGCGCCGGCUCCUCGGCCGCCUUCCUCCUCGGCGGUGGACGGCAACGACAUCUGCAAGCUGGACGAGCUGGGCGAGUCUACCCUCACCACGAUGGUGCAGGGCUCAAGCGACCUGCUGAUCCCUGGCGAGUUUUUGGUAGAGAAAAGAACAUCUGAAUUCCCCUGCAUCCCUCCCCCCGACAGCACGAGCUCAGACUUGAAAAUCCUCGACUCUGAGCCGGACCCGCCGCUCAUUGACACCGAUGAGAUCUUGGAGGGUCCCCUCAGCACCAUAAGCCCCAGCUCCGACCUGAAGCCUCCGGAGGAGUUUGACCAGCAGCUGGGGGCGGUGGCUGAUGUCACCAAGCAGGCGUCGCUGUCCUCUGAUGCAGGGGUGGAGUGUGCAGAUGUGGAAGUCGGUGCCGUGAAGGCCAUCUCCAACCUGGACGCUGCCAGCGUCACGUCGGACGCCGAGAAGUCCGACGAUGGGAAGGAGGUCGGGAAGGAGCUCCGGAAAAUACAGACGACCUCCACCCAGUCGAUGCAGCAGGGCAAGGCGGGCCUGGUGAAGGAGCGGGAUCUAGGCGUGGACCUGGGAUUUCGCGGGAUGCCCAUGACAGAGGAGCAGCGUCGCCAGUUCAGCCCAGGACCCCGCACCACCAUGUUCCGCAUCCCAGAGUUCAAAUGGUCGGCCAUGCACCAGCGCCUGCUCAACGACCUACUCUUUGCCCUGGAGACAGACAUUCACAUCUGGAGGAGCCACACGACGAAGACAAUCAUGGACUUCGUCAACAGCAACGAGAACAUCAUCUUUGUGCACAACACCAUUCACCUCAUUUCCCAAAUGGUGGAUAACAUUAUCAUCGCCUGUGGGGGCAUUCUGCCCCUGCUGUCUGCUGCAACUUCCCCUUCGGGCGAGGUGGAGAGCAUGGAGCCGACGCAGGGCAUGUCGGUGGAGACGGCCGUGGGCUUCCUGCAGCGCCUUAUGGCCAUGGUGGACGUGCUGGUGCUCGCCUCCUCGCUGAACUUCAGCGAGAUCGAGGCCGAGAAAAACAUGUCCUCCGGGGGUCUCCUGCGUCAAUGUCUGCGGCUCAUCUGCUGCGUGGCCGUGCGGAACUGCCUGGACUGCCGGUCGCGGCAGCGCGGUCGUGGUGGCCUCACCCGGACCAAGUCGCAGGAGACGGUGCACAGCCUCGUGGGCACGGCCCAGAGCUCGCUCAAGAGCCCAGUGGAGAGCAGCUGCAUCUCCCCGGUGAAGGACACGGACCGAUUGCUGCAGGAUGUCGAUAUUGGCCGUCUGCGUGCCGUCGUCUUCCGUGAUGUGGAGGACAGCAAACAGGCCCAGUUUCUGGCGCUGGCUGUUGUCUACUUCAUCUCUGUGCUCAUGGUGUCGAAGUACCGUGACAUCCUGGAGCCGCAGCGCGAGAUGGGCCGACGCGACAGCCAGCGCAGCAAGGGCACGCGACCCGACCUCAACUCCCCCUCCAGCGCAGAUGCCGGUGCCCUGCGAGAGAUCACGGGCAGCAGCAGCGGAGGCAGCAGGGACGUCACGUCCCCCGCCGCCGAGUCCCGGCCGGAGCUGUGCAUUCCGCGCACAGACUCGGGCAUCGGCGACGAUCAACCGGGCAGCGCGCCCAGCCUGCUCACCUCCCCCGAGCAGCCGGACUCCGGCAACAACAACAACAACGGCGGCGGCGGACACGGCGGCGGAGGAAACGGCGGCAACGGCGCCGUGGCGACGAGCGGCAGCGCGGCGGCCACGUCGGCCGGCUCGGACGCCGUCAGCCAGCUGCUGUGCAGCCUCUCGGGGGAGGUGAGGCGGCCGCCCCCCGCGCCCUGCGCCGACGAGGCCACCAGCAACGGCACGGGCAGCGGGCCCGCGUACGCCCCCGGCUCCCAGCACGGCGCCCAGGGGCUCGCGCAGCAGGCCGCCGUCGCCGCGCCGCAGGUGACCGUCGGCGCGGGCGCGGCGCCGGGCGGCGGGAUGCCGGCGGGCGGCCCUCCGCAGGGGAAGGGCGUCAGCGUGAAGGACAUCCUGCGCAGCCUGGUGGCGGCGCCGACCGGGGAGCUGGUGGGACCCGCGGAGCCGGCGCCCAGCUGCGAGGUGGUGGAGCCGCGCUUCAUGCUGCCCAUGCAGUUCCACUCGUUCGACAGGAGUGUUGUGGUCCCAGCCAAGAAGGGCAGCUCUGGGGGGCUCGUGUCCACCACCGGGGAGCUGCUGGUGGAGGGGGCUCCGGGCAGCGCCGCUUCUGGAUUCGCCAGCACCAUCUCGGCGGCGUCCCAGCGUGCCAUGAUCAACACCACCGGAGAGGUGGCCCCAGCCCCAGCUCCACCCACCUCCAGCUUUGUGAACGGAGCGACGAGUCGGAACCUGCCCGCGGUGCAGACGGUGGCGCCGCUCCCAGAGGACUCCAUGGAGAACACCAGCAUCACGACCAAGCUGGAGCGUGCGCUGGAGAAGGUGGCUCCUCUGCUGCGCGAGAUCUUCGUGGACUUCGCCCAAUUUUUGUCGCGCACGUUACUGGGCAGCCAUGGCCAGGAGCUGCUCAUUGAAGGUCUGGUGUGCAUGAAGUCCAGCACGUCUGUGGUAGAGCUCGUGAUGCUGCUUUGCUCCCAGGAAUGGCAGAACUCCAUCCAGAAAAAUGCCGGCCUGGCGUUCAUCGAGCUCAUCAACGAGGGACGGCUGCUGUGCCACGCGAUGAAGGACCACAUCGUGCGCGUGGCCAACGAGGCCGAGUUCAUCCUCAACAGACAGCGCGCCGAGGACGUGCACAAGCACGCGGAGUUUGAGUCGCUAUGCGCCCAGUACGCAGCGGAGCGGCGGGACGAGGAGAAGAUGUGCGACCACCUCAUCGGUGCUGCCAAGCACCGCGACCACGUCACGGCGAACCAGCUCAAGCAGAAGAUCGUCAACAUCCUGACCAACAAGCACGGCGCGUGGGGCAACGCCACGGCCAGCCGCCUGCAAGAGUUCUGGAGGCUCGACUACUGGGAGGACGACCUGCGCAGACGCCGGCGCUUCGUGAGAAACCCCUUCGGCUCGGCGCACUCCGACGCCACCCUGCGAGCGGCCAUCGAGCACGGAGCGGACGAGGAUGUGAUCAAGCAGGCCCGCAAGGCCUUCCGCGCCCAAGCCCUCGCCAACCAAAACUCAGAGAGCGAACUCCUCUUGGAGGGAGAGGACGAUGCCCUCAGCCUCAUGGAGGAGAAGGAACUCGACAGCAUGACCGGACCAGUUGUGAUCAGCACUCCCGCCCAGCUGGUGGCACCGGGGCUGGUUGCCAAGGGGACGCUCUCCAUCACGGCCACGGAGAUGUUCUUCGAGGUGGACGAGGAGGACCCGGCCUUCAAAAAGCUCAACCCCAAGGUGCUGGCCUACACAGAAGGGCUGCACGGAAAGUGGAUGUUCAGUGAGAUUCGGGCAGUCUUCUCACGUCGAUGCCUCUUGCAGAACUCGGCGCUAGAGAUCUUCAUGGCAAACAGGACCUCGGUGAUGUUCAACUUCCCAGACCACGCAACGGUCAAAAAGGUGGUGUACAGCCUGCCACGUGUUGGAGUGGGUACCAGCUAUGGCCUCCCUCAAGCCAGGAGGAUCUCGCUUGCUAGCCCCAGGCAGCUCUUCAAGUCGUCCAACAUGACGCAGCGUUGGCAAAGGAGAGAAAUCUCAAACUUUGAGUACCUCAUAUUUCUCAACACUAUUGCUGGCCGUACGUACAAUGACCUCAACCAAUACCCAGUCUUCCCCUGGGUCAUAACCAACUACGAGUCCGAGGAGCUGGACCUCACACUGCCCAGCAACUUCCGUGACCUCUCUAAGCCGGUGGGAGCCCUGAACCCAAAGCGUGCCGCUUUUUUUGUGGAGCGCUACGAGAGCUGGGAGGACGAGCAGGUGCCGCCCUUCCACUAUGGCUCGCACUACUCCACGGCCGGCUUCACGCUCACCUGGCUGCUAAGGAUCGAGCCCUUCACCACCUUCUUUCUCAACAUGCAAGGAGGAAAGUUCGACCACUCCGACCGCACGUUCUCCUCCAUCAUCCGUGCCUGGCAGAACUGCCAGAGAGACACCUCCGACGUCAAGGAGCUGAUCCCCGAGUUCUACUACCUGCCCGAGAUGUUUGUGAACAGCAAUGGCUACACCCUGGGCGUGCUGUCGGACGGCACGCCGGUGUGCGACGUGCUGCUCCCACCCUGGGCCAAGACGCCAGAGGACUUCGUCCGCAUCAACCGCAUGGCGCUAGAGAGCGAGUUCGUGUCGUGCCAGCUGCACCAGUGGAUCGACCUGGUGUUCGGCUACAAGCAGCGCGGACCCGAGGCCGUGCGAGCCCUCAACGUCUUCUACUACCUGACGUACGAGGGCGCCGUGAGCCUCGACGCCAUCACCGACUCGCUAAACCGCGAGGCCAUAGAGUCUCAGAUCCGGAACUUCGGGCAGACGCCAUCACAGCUGCUCAUCGAGCCUCAUUCGCCUCGCAGCUCUGCCAUGCAUCUGUGUUUCCUCCCGCAGAGCCCGCUGAUGUUUAAGGACCAGAUGCAGCAGGACGUCAUCAUGGUGCUCAAAUUCCCCUCCAACUCGCCCGUCACUCACGUCGCCGCCAACACGCUCUCGCACCUCGCGCUGCCCGCCGUCGUCACAGUCACCUGCAGCCGGGUCUUCGCCAUCAACCGCUGGCACAACACGCUCGGUCUGCGCGGAGCCCCAGGCUACUCCAUCGAGCAGUCCCACCAUCUCCCCAUAGAAAUGGACCCUUUGAUCGCGGCGAACACGGGCUUACAUCGGCGGCAGAUCACUGACCUGGUGGACCAGAGCAUCCAGAUCAACGCCCACUGCUUCGUGGUGACGGCCGACAACCGCUACAUCCUCGCCUGUGGCUUCUGGGACAAGAGCUUCCGGGUCUACUCCACGGACUCGGGCAAGCUGACGCAGGUGGUGUUCGGGCACUGGGACGUGGUGACGUGCCUGGCGCGCUCUGAGUCCUACAUUGGCGGCGACUGCUACAUCGUGUCGGGCUCACGGGACGCCACGCUGCUGCUGUGGUAUUGGAGCGGCCGCCACCACAUCAUCGGGGACAACCCCAAUAACAGCGAUUACCCCACACCGCGAGCCAUCCUCACGGGCCACGACUGCGAGGUGACGUGCGUUGCCGUUUGUGCCGAGCUCGGCCUGGUCAUCAGCGGCGCUAAAGAGGGCCCCUGCCUGGUGCACACCAUCACGGGGGACCUGCUGCGGGCCUUGGAGGGCCCGGAGGCUUGCCGCUUCCCACGCCUCAUCUCCGUCUCGAGCGAGGGCCACUGCGUCAUCUACUACGAGCGAGGCCGCUUCUGCAACUUCAGCAUCAACGGCAAGGAGCUGGGACACAUGGACAUCAGCGACGCCACCAAGGCAAUGCUGAUGAGCAGCGACGGGCAGUACUUGGUGAUGGGCGGCGAGAGCGGCGUGGUGGAGGUGUGGCGCGCGUGCGACCUCAAGCAGCUCUACAUCUACCCCGGCUGCGACGCAGGCAUCCGGGCUCUCGACAUCUCUCACGACCAAAGGACUCUGAUAACAGGCAUGGCUUCUGGCAGCAUAGUGGCAUUCAACAUUGACUUUAACCGGUGGCACCUGGAAUACCAAAACCGGUACUGAACGGAGCACAUGGCUAAUUCCCACCCACCCACCCACCUGCUCGCGAGCUCCCCGGCCAGCCCUCUUCCAUGUGCAAAACUAGCGACAAUGAGGAUGCCUCUGUGAGAUUAGCCUGUGAGGCACCGCUGUGCAUUGCCCUCCCUCAGAGGAGUAUAAAUACCUGAGCAAUAGCAAUGGUUGAUGUGAGAACGUUAACUUAAGACUGUUGUUGAGCCAAGUAUUCCUGAUCACGCUGUACAUGAAAAACAAAAACGAGUAAAAAAAAGGUCAUAGUUUAUCGUGAAGCACUGCAAGAUACAUGUCAAUUAAUUAGGGACACUAGCUUAUAUUUAAAACAGUUGCAACAAUUGCAUUAAUGAAAUAUAGUAUUUAAAGACAAAACUAAAAAUUCCACAAUUGUAUGAUCAAUGUUUUUGACGUUAAAAUUUAUAAAUAAAUUAAAUGAUCACGGAUGGAACACGAUUUCUGAUUUACUCAGUUGUUUAAAAAUCACGAAUUAAGAUUGUAAACUUAUGAACUAUAAAAAGCGAUGAAUUUUUUGUCUGUUCUCUCGAUGAUUUGCCACUCCAGAAUUCAAUGUUAUCACAAAACCAUGAUGCUGCAUGUCGCAGCCAAACACUAAUGCCCUUCCCUGGACUUCUGCGAGUUCAAGGGCCCAUUUAAUUUAGAAUGGGCAUUGAGACCCAUCCUUGUGUACUGCCACUACUCUUAUGAAACAUGUACCCUGGCAUACUACGGUAAAGCAUAAUAUAUUUUACAGAGAUACUUUAAUGUUAGUGGUUCUAUGGUUUAAACCGUGGUGUUCUAUGGUUUAAAAAUACAUGGUAAACCAUAGUAUUAGCAUAGUUAAUUUUAGCAAUUGCACAAUAGUACCAUGGUGUACAAUGACCAAAACGCCACUGUAAAAUGUUUAUGGUUACUGUAGUAAACCUGCUUUUAUUUUUAUAAGGGCAGGAAAAUUAUGGGUUAACUUAUUUUUGUCCUGCAGCAUUUCAUAUGGUUAGCCCCUUGUGUUGUUUCAUUCAUCUUGUAGACGUCUGUAUUUUAAGGAGCAUGGAUCAUUUAAUAUAAUAUCCUGUUUGUUGUGAUCAUUGAGAAGGUGGCUCUUAAGUGUUGGCUGUAUAUUUCAGUAUGAUGCAGGAGGGUCUUCUGAAACAUAUCAUGUGUAUUUCUUUUUGUUUGUAGAUUGUCAAAAUCGAAUAAAGUCAUAUAAAGAAAA